GUCUGAAAGAUCCCUUCUCUACACUUGUCCCCCCGUCUCCAUUCUUUUGUUCUCCAUCUUAUCUGACCUGACCUGACCUGGACACUACGUGCACACUGCUCCUGCACCCGUACCAUCCGUCGUCAAGUCAUCGCCCAUUCCGCCCUCCAGUCCAGCCUGAUCCCACCCACCAACAACCUCCACCCUAUCCCAAUCACUCCUUCUCCGGUUCCACUUCUCGUCAAUCUCGUCUCAUCGGUCCUCGAGCCACCCCUUCCCGCCUGGACCAACCUCCUGUUGGAACACCUGCUGCUACUGCUGCUGUGCUGCUGCGACGACUGUCCACGGCCAUUGCUUCUGCAAAUGGUCGUCCACGAGACCAUAGGUCGAGUCUGCCGCCGACUACCAAGCCCACGAUCCCUCGAGAGGAGACCCACCCACAGGCACACCGAGACGAGAUCCCAUCCAAAGAACGUGGCUUGACGGCCUCAACACUCUCACCAUGGCGAUUGCCAUGGGCUGGCGAAAGCCAGACAACGUCGCCGGCUCUUCCGCCCCGGCCAUCAUGAUCGGCAUCUUCGUCGCAUCCGGAGGUCUUUUGUUUGGUUAUGAUACAGGGACGAUUAAUGGCAUCCUCGCGAUGGCGGCUUUCAGGGACCAGUUCUCGACCGGAUACAAAGUCCACAACGUUUCUGCGCUUACACCCUCCCAGACCGCCAUCAUCGUUGCGAUUCUGAGCCUUGGGACGGUGUUAGGAGCCCUACUUGCCGCCCCUGUGGGCGACUACUUUGGAAGACGCAAGUCACUGAUAGCUGCCGUCACCGUGUUCAACUUCGGAUGCAUAUUCCAGGUCUGUGCGCAGGCGAUACCGAUGCUACUGGCUGGAAGAUUCUUUGCUGGCGUCGGUGUGGGCGUGAUAUCUGUCCUUGUGCCCAUCUACCAGGCUGAGAUGGCACCCAAAUGGAUCAGAGGAACCCUCGUCUGCUUUUACCAACUGUCUAUCACCGCUGGCCUGCUCACGGCCUCUGUCGUCAACAUGCUCACCAAUGAAAUGGACGGUGCGGCCGCAUACCGGAUACCACUCGGCCUACAAUUCACGUGGGCCGUUAUACUCUCACUGGGUCUCUUUAUCUUACCCGAAACACCUAGAUUCCUUAUCAAACGUGGACAGAAGGACGCUGCCGCCAUCUCGCUGAGUCGCCUGCGUCGCCUGGACCGGCUGCAUCCGGCACUGGUCGAGGAGCUGGCCGAGAUUGAGGCGAACCACGAAUACGAACUGGCCCUCGGGCCUGACACUUACAAGGACAUCAUCAUGGGCACGCCGCAUCUCGGACGGCGGACCCUGACAGGAUGUGGUCUUCAGAUGCUACAACAGCUGACGGGUGUCAAUUUUAUCAUGUACUACGGCACCACUUUCUUCACCGGCGCUGGUAUCUCGAAUUCCUUCCUCAUCAGCAUGAUCAUCAACAUCGUGAACUUCCUAUCCACCUUUCCGGCCCUCCUCAUCAUUGAAUCAUGGGGCCGUCGGAAGGUCCUCAUUGUCGGCGCCAUUGCCAUGGCUGUCUGUCAGCUGAUUAUCGCUACCUUCACUAUCGCUGCCGGCGAGUCGAUGAAGACCACGGCCCAUCAGCUCCUCGUGGUUUUCAUCUGCGUCGACAUCUUCUUCUUCGCAGCAUCGUGGGGCCCCGUCACCUGGGUCAUCACCUCCGAAAUCUACCCUCUCAAGGUCCGAGCCAAGUCAACCUCCGUGUCGACAGCAUCCAACUGGUUGCUCAACUUUGGCAUCUCGUACGGUACGCCCUAUAUGGUCGAGGAGGGUACAGGCUACGCCGACAUGGGCACCCGAGUGUUCUUUGUCUGGGGUGCCUUCUGCGUUGUGGCUGCCUUCUUCGCCUGGGCCUUCGUGUAUGAGACGAGCAAGAUCAGUCUGGAGCAGAUUGACGAGAUGUAUGAGCGGGUGUCGCAGGCGUGGAAGAGUGAACAAUUCGAGCCCAGCUGGAGCUUCCAGCAGAUGCGCGAUCUGGGCUACUCAGACUCCGGAGUCGGCCAUCAGAGGCGGAAACGGAUCAAUCGUUAA
Molecule: messenger RNA, 2056 nt
Organism: Cryphonectria parasitica EP155
Lineage: Eukaryota; Fungi; Ascomycota; Sordariomycetes; Diaporthales; Cryphonectriaceae
Exons: 4
Coding region: 482-2056 (524 amino acids)
Biological process (GO): carbohydrate transport; transmembrane transport
Cellular component (GO): membrane
Molecular function (GO): carbohydrate:proton symporter activity
Source: RefSeq, a predicted model, not a curated record